UGAAUGAAUUAUUAUAGAAAUUGAAAAAGCAGUAAGAGAUUUUGUGAUUUUUUAUUUGUGUAAAAGUGGCAACAAAUAUGGUGAAAUUAAUUGAUAAGUGAUUAUGCGUAUUGACAAGUGAUUAUAAAAAUGAAUUGAGUGUCGAUGUGACGUGUAAAAGUUAUUGAUGGAUUAAUAAAAUGAUUAUUUGUGCCAUACUCUACUGCCAUGUGCUCAUCUCCGCUGUGGUAGCGGGUGUCGAAAGUACAGGUAGGGUGUGGGAGGACCCGAGAGUCAAUUCGUGUCUGACGGGGUACAUGACAGACCUGCAAUCAUGGGUUGGGAAUUUUGGAGAGUUCACAGAAAAUGUCGAUAACAAAACAGCAAUUAAUUUGUCAGGAAAGCGCAACGUGGUGAGGAGCCUUGACCAUGAAUUGUUCUGGAGGAAAUUCCCAAAAGAACACCGGAUCAGAUACUUGAGUAUGACGAAUUGUUUUAUGACGAGAGUGCCAUCGGUAUUCCAUAAGGUAGACAACCAUAACCGUAGAUUAGCUGAUACGCUAGAGUUCUUGACGCUGUACGGAAACAAUUUUGGUGUACUCGAGCCACAUACUGAGAUGUAUAAUAUGUCAAUGAACGCCUCUGUUGCCAAUGAACUGCCUGUUCCAGCUCAGCUACAAAUAAGAAGUUUAAGUACAUGGGCUUCAGGUUUUCACAUGCUGUUAUUUCGUAGGUUGCAAGAAUUAGAUCUUCGUGCUUGUUCAAUACAAGUACUUGGCAGCUAUAUAUUUGAAAGGAUGCCUGAACUAAGAAGAUUAUAUCUAAGCGAAAACAAUAUAUACUACAUUGAAUCAAAUGCUUUUGAUUCCUUGAAAAGCCUGAGACAUGUAGAUUUGAGUAGGAAUUAUGCUUACGAUGGAUCUGGCAACCAGGAAGAAAUUAUUUUUGAGUCAAUUUUCGUUUUUGCAGGUUUAAAACACCUUGAAUCUUUAGACUUUUCUUUUACCAGAUUUGGACAGCGUUUUCUUGGUAUAUUCAAUCGUAUUGGCAAGAGUUUAAAAAGGGUGUCUCUGUGUAAUUCAAGUAUAGGAAGAAUAAGAAACGAUACGUUUAAUACCACGUCUUUGAAAAUACUAGAUCUAUCGGGUAACACGGAAGCUUUAUUUACACCGGGAGGUUUAAGAGGCGUGAAUAAUCAUUUAGAAGUUCUAUAUGCUGACAAUGUUUCGUUGAAAAAUAUGGAAGGUUUUAUGAAUUUCACGCAUCUAAAAAUACUUAAGCUAUCUAAUAAUGAAAUUAAUACUAUACCAGAAAACAUAACUAAAACUCUGAUUAAUUUGCAAAUACUUGACUUAGACAAUAAUAGAAUAACAGCGUGGGGUAAUAAUACUAUUAGUGUUAUGCCUAAGUUAAAACUUCUAUCACUAAAAAACAAUAAUAUCCAUAUUUUAUCGAAGGAUAUGUAUUACGACAUACAGAAAUUAUCCUUUUUGGGGUUAUCCGGUAAUGUCCUAGUUUGUAAUUGUCACGCAAGAGACAUGUAUGAAGUAGCUUCAAAUAAUGAACUGCUUUUUAACAGCACAUAUUUCGAUACCGAUGAUAUUAUGUUUGGUGAUUUUUCCCAUACUGGAUUUGUGGAUUUUAAUGAAGUUAUACGUAGAAGACAGAACAUAACAACUUUUUGUGAGAAGAGAAAGGCGUGCAACGUGGAAUUCAACUACGAUGUCGUUGGAAACUAUGUACUGCUUGACUACGAAGAUUAUUCUAAUCAAUACAAAUGUCUUUCAGUUUCUGAAGGAAAAUCAACAGGACUAUAUAAUGUUCCUAGUUGUAGUGCAAGUAAUAGAGACAUGGAAGGCGCAGAAGAAAUAAUAUUAAAAAGUUGGAAUAAAUACUUUCUGUUACUGAUUCCAACGUUAUUACUGCCAUUUUUGUUAUUUGCUUAUGUUUUUAGAAAGAACUUCAGAUACUUCUUGAUAACUGUCCGAAAUUCGGCGAUGUUAAGUUUAAUCAACAAAAACGAUUGUCCUGAUGAUGAAACAGUUUUUAACUACGACGUGUUCGUGUCCUAUUGUAAUGAGGACAGAGCGUGGGUAUUGGAUAACCUGCUCUCACACGUUGAGAAAGACUGUAAUGUCAGCGUGUGCCUUCAUGAGAGAGAUUUCCAGGUUGGGCUUUCUAUUUUGGAAAACAUAGUAUCCUGCAUGGACCGCUCUCAAAUGAUCAUGCUCAUCAUCUCCAAGAGGUUUCUUUUGAGCCAGUGGUGUCAGUUUGAGAUGCACCUCGCUCAACAUAGAUUGCUAGAAACACGAAGAGAAGAUCUCAUUCUAGUCCUCCUUGAAGACAUCCCGAAACGGCUUCGACCGAAUACUUUACACUAUUUGAUGCUAACAAAGACCUAUAUCGUAUGGCCAAAAGAAGAAUCGGAACAGAGUCUGUUUUGGAGAAGAAUGAAAAAGAGUCUUGUGACACACAAGUUGAAGAAAUUAGAUAAUGUGUCUUUAGCUUGAGACCCUAAAACGUUGUACCGAUUUAUCUAACAGUGCUGCGUGUAAAGACGUGUAACAGAAUAAAGUAGAGUUACAGCAGUUUGACGCCUUUAAUCUCGUGGUAAACGUCGACAUCGUCUGCUGAGGCCAUUAAGGAUUCUUUCCUCGCCCCGCAUUUUUCGCACGAUUGCUCUGUCUUCAUCGAAUCUCUGUAUUACUAUCCUUGCGAUGUGAUACUAAUGAUGAAAUAAUUCCGAAACCCGAUGUCAGUGUUAAUUUAAUCGAGUGUCGAUUACUAACAAUGACGCUACGCGGUGAAUUAAAAGUUUUGUAUUCGUUUGUUUUGUGUAUCUCCUACUUAGGGGAGUAUACUUUGUGGUCAAACUAACCACAAUCGUAACUCAAUAGCAUUUUAUUAUUUCUCUCUUUCGUGUCUAUUUGAUAUUAAA
Messenger RNA from Pararge aegeria (speckled wood butterfly), 2917 nucleotides. It is a transcript of the gene Toll-9, whose product is annotated as toll-like receptor 6. Gene Ontology annotation, biological process: toll-like receptor signaling pathway; inflammatory response; immune response. Bases 180 to 2489 code for a protein of 769 amino acids. NCBI's taxonomy places the organism in Eukaryota, Metazoa, Arthropoda, Insecta, Lepidoptera, Nymphalidae. Gene Ontology annotation, cellular component: membrane. The record is from RefSeq and is a predicted model, not a curated record. Gene Ontology annotation, molecular function: transmembrane signaling receptor activity; protein binding. The transcript has 8 exons.